Fusarium fujikuroi IMI 58289 is the source of this 1197-nucleotide messenger RNA. RefSeq lists its product as uncharacterized. Lineage: Eukaryota; Fungi; Ascomycota; Sordariomycetes; Hypocreales; Nectriaceae. The record is from RefSeq and is a predicted model, not a curated record. The transcript has a single exon. The coding region runs from base 1 to 1197 and encodes 398 amino acids.
AUGACCAAUCAGACGAUCAGGCUUGAAUCCAGCAACGAGUGGAUCAGCUGGUACAAGGCCCUAAAGGUCAAAUCAAAGAAUGAGGAUCUAUGGGCCUACAUCGACCCAACGGCAUCCAAUAAGCCCACCCUUAAGGUGGUCGCACCCGUACCCCCCGAUAUAUCGGCGGUAGGACGGCGAAGCGCUACAGCCGCCAGAGCGGCAACUACCAUAGAAGCAUCAUCUUCAUCAACACAAGAGACAGCCACGCAGGAAGUCGAUCCCCCUGUUGUCGAACCAGACGGAAACCAUACCGAAUACGAAAUACAGACUCAACAAAUACCGUAUCUUACGGAGAAAGAUCACCGAACGGUCGCCACGAUGAGGGCGACAUACGAGACAUAUCUGAAGAACUAUAAGGACUUAAAGAGGAGGACAUCUAUUAUUCAAGAUUGGGUGCUAGAUACAGUAGAUGAAGGGAUUGCGAGGCACCAUUUUUCAGAAGAUGAUACUCUAGCGGAAUGGGUUCAGUCUCUCCAUGAUGAGUUCUCCUUAACGCAAACAGAGCGGAAGCAGGAGGCUCGCCGAGCAUACAGAGAAGUCUUGGCGAAACCCAUACGCCGUAGAUACACAACCUAUAAAGGAGCGAGUGACUGGCUUAAGCGAUGGAGGACCUCAAUCAAUGAAGCCCGAGAUGUAGGCCUGCAAGAGGCUGAAGAGGCAGAUCAGUGGUUUCCUGAUCUUAUUACGGCUUUAAGGUCAACCCCACUAGAGUCGUGGGCAAACGCCUACAGUGUCACCCAAAUGAAUCAUGUUCGGUCCAACACCCUAUCCAUCGGCGUGGUAGCGGCGGAUAUUCGGCUAGCACUAGCGUCACAGCCAGAUACGCAGAGAGCUAAAGUAAGCCAUGGAGCCUUCCUAGUUGAACGAGGGGAAGAGGCUGGAGAAGACCAAGAUACCCCGAGGAAGCCCAGGCAAAAGGAGCGGAAAGGAAAGAAGCGUCCUCGCCAAGGACCCGGCGAAGAUAAGGCAGGAAGAUGUGAAGCAUGCGGACUGAGGCAUACCUUAUCAAACUGCUUUUAUGCUUUCCCUGAGAAGGCCUAUACUGGGUUCAAACCAGUACAGGCUCUCGCCGACCAGGCGCAGAGAAGGAUAGAAGAAAACAAGGAAGGUAUAGCUGAUCGAAUCAGGAAGCUGAAACUAGAAGGAUCGGCCUGA